Falco peregrinus (peregrine falcon) is the source of this 3425-nucleotide messenger RNA. RefSeq lists its product as uncharacterized. The transcript has a single exon. Lineage: Eukaryota; Metazoa; Chordata; Aves; Falconiformes; Falconidae. The coding region runs from base 1529 to 2653 and encodes 374 amino acids. The record is from RefSeq and is a predicted model, not a curated record.
AAAACCAAGUAUUUUGGAUUACAGUCUGAUUCAGUAAAUUGUAUUAUACACUAAGGUAAAGAAAACUUACCAGUCAGUGAAUAAUGCUGAAUAAAGGGAGAGUCUUGGAGGUUGUAUUACAGUCUGAAGUAAAGUUGGAUACAGUCUUCUUAUGGUGGGGUAAAAUCUUUGCCAUUAUGUUGGAUACUUGCUGUUAUAGUGAUUUGUUUUCAGUUGGUUUGCUUAAAUUUUGAGCAGGGUUUUUCCUUUUGUGCGCUGCUGAGAAACAGUGCAGCCAAAUGUGGGGGUUUUUUGCCUGUGCAAAAUGCACAUUCAAGUGAAGAGGGAGAUUUGUCUAUAAUAUGCUGAUCUGUUUGAUUAAACAUACCUGGUCUUCCUCUUUGUAAAACAAAGAACAAACAGAACACCUUGAGAUUUGGUGACCUUUCUGAUGCUUUCCCAGUCUCUGCAAAGUAUGCUCUUGUUUGGCCAUGUUAAGUGUUUGAAAAGGGUUUUUCAGAGGGUAUCCUAGAGGGGAAUGAGGCAGGCGUCCUGCUUGUGUUGGGCAUACGGGGCAGGGGCUGCACAGGGGGGUCUGGCGUCCUCUGGAGCACGUGAAGGGACAGUAUAGCAAAUUAUUUCCACCGCACACCCGGGCGUCACGGAAGAGGGACAUGCUUAAUUUUAACAGGCAAAGCACAGAAAGCCUGUUGCAAGGUGGUAGUAGUUGGCCGAUGAGCUUGGGAACAGGGAGGGUGAGACGGGUGGUGGCUGGCUGAGGUGCUGCUUCCCCCUUCUGAGAGGAGGGGUCUUUGCCGCGGGAGAAAAGGGCCUGGCUAAUACGACAGGAGCGUGAGGAGCGCGAUGGUCUCAGCCUGUUGGGACACCAAGGCUGCCAGGACCUGUUCAGAAGGCACCACGAGCCGAGGAGGCACAUGGGGAGGACUGUGACACAGGGCAGAAGCAGUCGGAGCUGUUGAGAAACAGAGCGUGGGGAGAGGGACUUGAGGGGACUGGGUAGGAUUAAGGCACGGUGCGGUUUUCCUGCAAGUUGGGUUCCUGAUUUCUGGGAUGAGGGAAGGAACAGACAGGUUUCCCUAAUAAAUCCUUUUCUUUGGACCUUGGAAUGGAAUUUAUUAUUUCUGAAUCUUGAGUGAAGAAAUAAUCCUCCCUUAGCCACUUCUCUGUGUGGUGAACGGUAAAAAGCUUGUCAUGUUCAUUCACAUUGUAUUAGCUUAGAUGGCCGGGGACUGUAAAAUGCCAGGCAGUAGAGAAUGAUGGAGGGAGGACUGGGUGAGAAAAAUGUUGGCAGUUUUAAUGUAAAAUGGUAUUAAAGCAAUAAAACUUGACAAAGUAAAAAUACUUUGUGACAAAUGCCAGCAGUUACAGAAAGCAAGCAGGCUAAAAGGUAAAAGCAACCCUAGUGCCCAGACAAAUCUAAUCCAGGAAACUGUUGUCUCUUAAGUCCUUCUAUUUUUCAAGAAGAUGGUGAUGCAGUGAACCUUUAAUUUAGUAACCUUUGAUUUUUAUUAGAAAACUCGCUUUCAAAAUGCCUUAUUUCUAUUACAUGAUGAGUUUGCAACAGAAAUUGCAUAGAUUAACUGUAAUAUUUUUUCUUGAUAAUCUUUCUGUCUAUACCUGUUUACGUAAGGAUAAAUAUAUUUUAGAAACUACCAACUUGAUAGAAAAAACAGCACAUGAAAAUCAGACUGAUAAAGCAGAAAUUUCACAUCAGGAAGCCCUAGCAGAAAAUGAGGAAUUGCACAGUGCUGACAAGCAGUUAAGUCCAAAACCUUGGGAGGAAAGAUAUGAAAGAAUGUGGGUUGAAAAUGAGAAAAGGGAAUUGAAAACAAACUUUAAAAACAUUACAGCAGAGCUAAAGCAGCUGUUUGGUGAAAUUAAUGAAACUGGGAAAACUACUUCUCUUGUGGAAGAAAUGUCAAAAGUUGGCUUCAGUGAUGAAUUGAAGAGUUCUCAUGUUGUUUCAUCUCAUGCAACAGAAUCAAGUAAUAACUUAGAAAGUAAAGUUGAAUUUGGAGAUACUAAACUUACACGAGGUGGAAAAGUACCCAAAAUGGAAAUUGUAAUUCCAACUCUUGGUGUCCUUUCUGAUCAAAAUAACUUAAAUGCAAACAUGGAAGAUACCUGGAGUACAGAUGAAGAAGACUGCACAAACAAUAUCGAUGAUACAAAGGUGCCUCUAGCAAAAGGAGAGGAAAAAAAAAUGCCUACUAUGGAAGUGGAAGAGAAUGAAAAUGGAAGUAGUAGAAAUGUAGUGGGAGGUCCUGAAUACUCCCUGAGAUACAGCUUAAAACCAAGUCUGUUGGAUGACAUUUCUAAUAUUAUUCCUACAAUAAGACCAGUUUCUACAUGUGAUGAAAAUGCACUUUUUGUAACAGAGAGGGAACUUGGAAAAGACUCUGGAUUUAAUGAUGAUGUUCCCAGGGACUGCUUUAUCGACAACAGAAUAGGAGAAACAGAAAUGGAAGGUCUUUUUGCAAAUGCUCAGCAAGCACAUAGCAUGCUGCAAAGGAAUCUUGAUGAAGAACUACAACAAGAUAUUGAAAGAUUUAAGGGUAAGGUAGGAAUGCUGCAAAUAGUAUUCCUGGCUUUGGAGAAAGAGAAGGUACAGCUGCAAAAAGAGGUAGUUCACCUGCUACUCUUUAUUCUUUAAUCUCUCUCUAUAUCAAUGGUCCUGUUCACUUUAGCUAUUCAUCAUUAAGGGAAGAUGCUUCCUUCAAAUUGUGUUUUGUUCUGAUGGAAAUAUGUUACUUGUGAAUAAAGAGAGCAGUGGAAAGUUUUCUUUUUCCCCAUUUUUGGAAAACAGAAUGCAUUCUUGUUCCAGUUUAACAAUAGGUGGCACUCGGUUCCAGCGUAAGUAAUUAUCACUUCAUUGCUAUAAAAAGAAAUCCAUACAAUUAUAUCCGUUCUGAUUCUGAAUCAAAGAAUGAAAAUAGCUUCUGAACAGGGUCUUGACUAAUAAUUCAUGUGCUGUGGUAUCUGCAUGGUGUGUCUUCAUUGCCUUUCACUAAAAUUCCUCUUUCCUGUGAAACCAUUUGUGUUUGUGGGUUUGGCAUCUUUUUUAUUUUCCUCCCCUUGUUAAGGGAGCAUUAUCCCCCCGCAGUUCCACUUGAUCUUUUUUCUGGUGUUGUUACAGCCAACAUUGUGCAGUCCUCCUAACUCUGUCCAUCAGUAAUGCUUUCACUUUUUUGUUGUUCAUGUUUUAAGAUAGACUGUUGUUUUCUUUCUAAGGGCUUUAUUUUUGUUAUCUUUAAUUGAGUGAAUUUGAAGUACUUUCAAUGACAUAAUACACUUUCAGUGUAAUUUUGUGAAAAUGCUUCUCUAAUUUCAUAUUAUUUCAGGGGUAAACCCUGAAUUAAUCAAUCUUAGAUGUGGUGUUUCUGUCUUCUAGAAAUAGUAAGAAAUACACAAAGCUUAACUUUCUU